This is a messenger RNA of Belonocnema kinseyi, 4332 nucleotides long. RefSeq names its product voltage-dependent calcium channel subunit alpha-2/delta-3 (gene stj). Gene Ontology annotation, cellular component: voltage-gated calcium channel complex. Lineage: Eukaryota; Metazoa; Arthropoda; Insecta; Hymenoptera; Cynipidae. The transcript has 17 exons. The record is from RefSeq and is a predicted model, not a curated record. Bases 87 to 3707 code for a protein of 1206 amino acids. Gene Ontology annotation, molecular function: voltage-gated calcium channel activity.
GAUCGUUGAAACGUUUGACGAAUGUCAGUCGGAAAAUUUUUCAUUUCGAGUUCGAUUCUUUCUUCACCUUUUUUUCGGCUCCUUCAAUGUCUGGUGAUUUUUUUAAAGUUAUGUGGACCGCCCUAUUUUCCCUUCUCGCGUUUAUAACUAUUAUUCAGGCAGCAGGUCAUGGGGAACGAAUUUCAUUCAACACAGCGAAAUCAUGGGCCGGAAAACUUGGAUUUGAAUUGUCUCAACUAGGGAAAUAUGUAACAAACGUAGAAAAAUUUCAAGAGACAUACAAACAUGCGACAGUUCAGGCAAAAGACGGAAGUGCCCUCGUUAAAGAAAUGGCUAAGGAUAUUAAAGAGAUGAUGGAGUCGAAAAUAUCCGCCAUUAAACGAAUAAUGGACGUCGCUCAAAAAGUGGCUGAGUCAGCGCCAGAUGUGGACCCGCCGAAAGGAUUCAAAUACGUCAACGCGAAUAAUAAUACAAUUAUUUUAAAAAAUGAUUCGCAUUUUGGCGGCAAUGUCAACUUGAGCAUGUCGGCAGUUCACGUUCCCACGAAUGUUUAUGACGGCGCACCAGAUGUGAUCAGAGCGAUAAGGUGGUCUGAAACUUUAGACAAGACUUUUAUAGACAACUAUAAAAACGAUCCUGCUUUGUCGUGGCAAUAUUUUGGAAGUUCGACUGGUUUUAUGAGACAAUUUCCGGCAACGAGAUGGCAAAUGGAACCGGUGGAUCUUUUCGAUUGCAGAACCAGAAGUUGGUAUAUCGAGGCAGCGGCUAGUCCGAAAGACAUGUUAAUUCUGGUCGACACAUCUGGAAGCAUGAUGGGAAUGAGGAAAGAAAUUGCGAGGCAUGUUGUCAAUAAUAUACUAGACACUUUGGGAAACAACGAUUAUGUUAACAUUAUUACGUUCUCCAAUGAAACCAGCAGCGUCGUAGAAUGCUUUGAAGAUAAGCUGGUCCAGGCGAACUUGGCAAAUAUUAGAGAGUUGAAAAAAGGAAUUCUAAACAUGACAACUGAAAGAAUUGCAAAUUUUUCGAUGGUUUUAACGAAGGCAUUCAACCUUCUGGCUGAAUAUCGAAAUGGCGAAAGAGGGAAAUCGGGUGCUGGAUGUAAUCAAGCUAUAAUGCUGAUUACAGAUGGUGUUCCAGAAAAUUAUAAGGAUAUUUUUCGUGAUUAUAAUUGGUAUAAUAAUCCAACUGAUCCUCAAAAGGCAGAUAUGCCAGUGAGGAUAUUCACUUAUCUGAUUGGGAGAGAAGUAGCUGAUUACAGAGAAGUCAAGUGGAUGGCUUGCGCUAAUAGAGGAUAUUUUGUACAUUUGUCUACACUGGCGGAAGUUCGUGAGCAAGUUUUAAAUUAUAUUCCAGUAAUGGCAAGGCCAUUAGUGCUUAAGAAAGUUGGUCAUCCAACAAUUUGGACUCCAGUUUAUGCAGAUGUUGAAGAUCCGAAAAUGACAGAUUGGCUAUGGGAGCAAGAUCUUCGAAGACAACAAAAAUUAAAAUUCAUAAGAUAUAGAAAUCGAGUAAAUGAUUCUAUCGAGGAAUUCGAUCUGCCUGCCGUUCAUGAAACAGCAAAAACAAAUUAUAGAUUAAUGACAUCUGUUAGUAUGCCAGUCUACGAUACAAGAAUCAACGCGACGAGAAUAGCGAACCUUCUUGGUGUCGCUGGGACUGACGUACCGAUAACGGAGAUUCAGAGAUUUAUGAUGCCCCAUACGCUGGGCGUGAACGGUUAUGCCUUCAUUGUAACCAAUAAUGGUUACAUUCUCACUCAUCCAGACCUACGUCCUGUGUUUCUGGGUAUACUAAAACCUGCAUAUAAUAGCGUGGAUAUGGUUGAGGUCGAGUUGAUGGAUCAAGACAGAGGUCCGCGUGAAUUUGAUGAAGCUUUAAUCGCGCUCCGAGAUGACGUGAUUAAUCAGACAAGCGGUAGCGUGACACUUCACACGAGAUACCAUUAUGAUGAUAUGCAAAGGGUUGGCCGAGUGAAAAGAAAAUAUCAUUACAUGGGUAUAGAAAAUACAACAUUCACUGUCGUGGUCAGCUUACCCGAGUAUGAUCAAAAUGGGAACCGUAGGGUUCACGCUGCCGUGGAAACCAAAAGGUUACUGUCUCAAGGGACAAACGUACUUGCUUAUUUCUCAGGAAAGAAUUGGCGGGUACACCCCGAAUGGAUUUAUUGCAAUUUUUCUAGAUACCAUUACGAUGGUGAAUUCAACUUCAAUUCAUCGGAAGAGCUACUCCUUCAUUUUUUGAACAGAACUCGACAGCAGGAACCACCCUGGAGGUGGAUUGAUGCAAAACAAAGAUCUCAACCACCAGAAAAAUCAAACGCAAGUUCCAAGUCCUUCAGUAAGUCAGCAGACUCUUAUUAUUGUGACCGACAUCUUCUGCUGACUUUGGUGCAUGAUGCUCAGGUAACCCAGUGGUUUGGAAAUCCAGCUACAACUCGAGAUGAAAAAGGGAAAGAGUUCUGUCAACGAUUUGGACUUACUGUUGCGUUUAUGGCGACACACAGUGGCUUGACGAGAUGGCAAGAUUUUCCUUUCGAUGAAGCAGUUAAGGAAAAAACGCAAAACUUUGGUGAAAAAUAUCCUCGAGCAAUUGACGAAAUUUGGUACAAAAGAGCUGUGGAGCAACAUUACGUACAUCCGGAAAGUUUUGUUUUUUCAGUGCCUAUAUUGAAGGAUGCAAAAGAUUUUGUCGAUAAUUCGACUUUGGUCACUGCUAGUCGUGCUGUCUUUGUAGGUGGGGCUGCAAAAGCACCUGUUGGUGUGGUUGGCUUUCAAUUCCUGCAUUCAGCUUUGCAAAGUCUCUUCCAAAAUAUAACACACACUUGUGAUGGAACAGUCAAUUGUGCAAGAAAUUGCAGUGAUAAAAAUUUGGCUUGUUAUUUGGUGGACAAUCAUGGAUACAUUAUUGCUGCUAAUAAUGAUAAAGACUCUGGUCGCUUUUUCGGUGAAGUUCAUGGUAGUGUAAUGCGAAGCUUGAUGAAAAGGGGUAUCUACAACGAAAUUAUGAUUUACGAUUAUCAGGCUGUCUGUUUUGAUCCCACUGGUGAAUCCAACGAUGGCAGUAUUCUGAUGUCGCCUUUAAAAACUCUGCGAACAAUAGCAUCCUGGUUGUUUGGCCAAGCAGCUUGGGCAUUCGCAAAAGCUGGAAUCUGGCAUAGUGAUUAUGCAUACUCCAAUGAUGAAUAUUCAGCUGGAAGUUCUGAUAAUGAGAAUUCACAGCCUCCAGUAGCAGAGAUUAGAGAUGAAAAACAAUUUGAUAAUAGAGUUUUAAUAAAGAGGACAAGACCUCAACCAUGUGACAAGGAGGUGAACUUGUACCUUCUGAAUCACACUCACAGAGACUACGAUGUCGAUUCCGAUUCAGACAAUAUGUGCCACAGGCCCUACGUUGUGCAACCAUUAGAACUCAGCAAUAUGUUAUUGCUUGUGAUAGACACUAAUUGUGGAAACACGAACGACUUUCCUUUAAAAAUUACCCACAGUGAUAUUGUCCCGAAAAAUGCUUCAGACACACUCGCUUGUUGGAAGGCGGAGAGAUCUCUGAGACGAAAAAGACCACAAUCUUGUGUCCGAAGUCACAAGAAUGAGAGUGAAAUUAAAGACCAGUGUGGUCUUGCUGCAAACUUCCAACCAAAUCUGCAAUUAAUGUUAAUUUCUUUCUUAAUCUUCUGCUACCAAUUAAGAUCCUCUAUUUUAUCAUCCUAAGUACUUUUUUAUUUUUUUAAAUUUAGAUGUACGUGAAGACUGCUAAUCCAAAAUUCUCUAUUUUCCAAAAUUUGUAUUAUUACUUAGGAGAAAUAAGUAUGUAAAAAUAAGAUAUUAGCGGAUAUCUCAAAGAAAAUAUAUUCUGAGAACUUUGAAAUAGCAGUCAAAUAGUAGCAACUUUAGUUCACUUUUAGUUUUAGUUCAAAGAAUAGGAAAUUGAAAGACUGGUAUUUUUAAUUCAGGAAACGAAUUUCGUUUAAGAAAUUUAAUCCAGUAUCUUGAUCCACUUUGAUAAAAGAUUCUAGAUAGAAGAUACAAUAAUCAGAAAAUACAAUCUUCACUUUUACUAUACAUUUCCAUUGUAAAUAAAAUUUUCUAUUUAAGAAAUUAUUCCUGGUGAUGUCACGGACUUUUUUGGGGUUGAAAUUUAUUUCUUUCUUCGCAAAAUAUGAGACACCUAUUUUCUGAUUUUCUAGAAAAAAUUUGCUCGAUAUUAGGGCCAAUUAAAUUUUUAGGUGACUGAUGAAAAAAUUUUUAAAAUUGUUUUUGAAACGUUUUAUAUUGGAAAUAAAUAGACAUCAUUUAAUUUUUUAUGACAGUUUCUACUGCAAUCUACACUCUUUCA